This is a messenger RNA of Saccoglossus kowalevskii, 813 nucleotides long. Its product is annotated as short-chain collagen C4-like. Lineage: Eukaryota; Metazoa; Hemichordata; Enteropneusta; Harrimaniidae. The record is from RefSeq and is a predicted model, not a curated record.
AUGUCAUGGGUGGUUGUUAAGAUGCAACAGCAGCAGGAAGUGAAUGCACGUUUAUUGUUGAGAGUCGCUGAGCUGGAGGCUAUCGUAUUUGAAUUAUCUGACAUUAUCAGCGACAGUGGCAAUAACCGUAAUAAUGAGUAUUUGCAAAAUAAUGAAAAUAGCAAAAUGAUUAACAGGAACAUUUCAUUUAAUAGCUCGAUAUACAAUGAUGAAUCACUUGCGAUGAAAUCUCAAAGUAGCAUUUAUGAACAAAGAACAUCUAGUGUAGAUGCACCAGGUACUCUGUAUAUUCGCUGGGGUCGCACAACGUGUCCUUCAACUGCCGAAUUGGUGUAUGAAGGUGUCAUUGGUGGUGAAGAUUUUGAUAUCGACGGAGGUGGUUCAAACUUUCAGUGUCUGCCACUAGAUCCGAUAUGGGAUAAUCCCAUGGGUGGUACCGAUACUUAUCGCGGUAGGAUGUAUGGUACUGAAUAUAGUACUCAUACUUUUGUACCUUUUUCCGAUCUUCAUCAUCACGACGCUGUCUGUGCUGUAUGUUUGGUUAAAUCUCGUAGCAGGCUUUUAAUGAUUCCAGCUCGCAAUGUAUGUCCCUCAGAGUGGACAAGGGAGUACUAUGGUUAUUUGAUGACAUCAAGGCAUACACAUCUACGUACAGAGUUCAUAUGUGUUGAUCGCAAUGCUGAAUCGCGGUACGGAAGCAGUGCUAACGUGAAUGGAGUUUUAAUAUAUGCUGUUGAAGGUGUGUGUGGAUCGUUACCGUGUGAUCCAUAUAUUGAAGGGCACGAAUUAACGUGUGCUGUGUGCACAAUAUGA